Molecule: messenger RNA, 771 nt
Organism: Ostreococcus tauri
Lineage: Eukaryota; Viridiplantae; Chlorophyta; Mamiellophyceae; Mamiellales; Bathycoccaceae
Product: Peptidyl-prolyl cis-trans isomerase,FKBP-type,N-terminal
Exons: 1
Coding region: 1-771 (256 amino acids)
Biological process (GO): protein peptidyl-prolyl isomerization
Cellular component (GO): cytoplasm
Molecular function (GO): protein binding; peptidyl-prolyl cis-trans isomerase activity
Source: RefSeq, a predicted model, not a curated record
AUGUCGCGCGCGUCCGCGUCGCUCGCGCGCGCCCGUGAUUCGUUCGACGCGCGCGGGCAUCGCGACGUCCGUCGUCGUCUUCGCGCGCGCGCGUCGCGCGAGAGCGACGACGCGGCGGCGCGGACGUCGGUGCGCGUGAACAUCGAGAAACCGAUGGGGAUGACGCUCGAGCCGGGAUCGAUGGAGCGCGGGACGUUCGUCGCGGGCGUGGGCGCUGGGUCGAACGCGGACGCGGCGGGCGUGAAGGCGGGGGACGUGUUCGUGCGAGUGCACGGGAAGGACGCGCGAGGGAUGGCGUUCGAUGAUUUAUUGGAUGCGAUCGGGAGCGUCGAGGGGGCGGUGGAGGUGGAGCUCGCGCGAUUCCCUGGUGGACGCGAACAGACGACUCCGCGCGACCGGGCGUGGUUGGAGGCGAACUCGACGCGCGAGGACGUCGUGACGCUCCCAUCCGGUUUGCAGUACCGUGUGAUCGAGAGUGGGACUGGACGAGCGGGAAUUAAGAUGGAGACCGCGUGCGAGUGUCACUACGCCGGGACGUUGAUUGACGGCACCGAGUUCGAUUCGAGUUAUCGAAGAGGCAAACCUCUGACGUUUGCGCCGAGGCAAGUCAUAAAGGCGUGGCAGGAGGCUAUGCGACGGAUGCGCGAGGGAGACAAGUGGGAGAUAUUUUGCCCGUCCGAGCUCGCGUACGGUGCUCGAGGUUCGGGGCGCUUCAUCAAGCCGGGCGACGCGCUCGUGUUCACGAUGUCGAUCGAGCGCGUGCUCGGUUAA